GCGGUAGAUCAACGAAACAGUCAGAGACAGCGUGAACUGAGUGGAUUCAUGCUGGGCACUUCCUGACUUCUUCAGUUCUUUCUUCACAUUCAACAAAUUUCUGAUUGAACGUCUCCAGAUCAUUUUUGUUCAACUUUGGAAAGUGUAUCCUUGUCUUGUUCGUUUUAGGGUUCCUUUGCCACAUACUUGUUACGCGCCUGUAGAAAUAAUCUGAACGUCUUGCUUGUUGCUGCAAGAACGAGAUCUGAUAAUUGUAUUUUUGAAGUAGAAAACUGACUUAGUCCUCAGGGUUAGUUCACCAUGGCGAGCUCACUCACGCAGACCCUUCUGGUGAAGCCAGAAAUGUACGUUUAUCAAAUUCCUCCGAGGCAAAGCAAUAGAGGAUACAGGGGAAGCGACUGGAAUUUGUCCAACCCUGAUUACACUGUGCGUUUGAGAAUCGUUGGUGAGGGUAGCAAGUGUCUUAUCAAGAUGGAGGAUAAGAUUUCUGGCGAGCCGUUUGCCGAGUGUCCCGUGGAACAGUUUCCCGGCCCUGCCGUCGAGUCGGUCAUGGACAGCAGCCGUUACUUCGUACUCAGAGUUCAAGAUGGAUCAGGGCGCCAUGCUUAUCUGGGAGUAGGGUUUGCCGACAGAGCUGAUUCGUUUGACUUCAACGUCGCAUUGCAAGAUUUCUUCAAGCGGGAGCGUGUAGAGAAAGAGGCAGCCAGCUCGCCAGCACCGCAGCUGGAUUUGUCAUUCAAGGAGGGCCAGAAGAUUCACAUCAACAUCGGAGGGGCGGCAAAGGCUGCAGCAGACAAGCCGCGACCCGCGGCCGGCGGUACUAUUGGCAUUCUCCCUCCACCGCCAGGCGGCUCUGGCGCACGUGCGUCACCACAGCCUCUUGCUCCACCACCUGCAGCGGGGGCUCCGGCAGCCAGCGCUGGCUUUUCUGACGAUGCCUGGGGUAGCUUCCAGAGCAGCUCAAAUACAACUACAACGCAGGGUUCUGAUCCUUUUGGCAGUUCAUCUAGCAGCAGCAGCAGCAGCAGUGGGGGUAGUGGAUGGGUGCAGUUCUAGACACGGCUCUCGUUUAUCGUUGGUUUUAUUUCAGAGUUUUGUCGUUAACCAGAUCCCUCUAUUGUGACAUUGAUUAUUAUUAUUUUUAAACCUACGUAUGCUAUGUGCAAGGGUGUACAUAUUUCUCAUGACGAUGUGCAGGAUAUGCUGCUCUGUUUAAAAAGUGUAUUAUUCUCCCGCUGCUGCUCCCGUAUCCGCCCUGUGGCAUGCUUUGCUUGCCCUGGCGAGAUCGCUACUAUAUAGGCCACCUUACCUCGUCUCUCUCUAUUCACAUGUACUCGACUAGGUGGGGAUCCCUGCAAUUGAUCUCACCUUGAAUGACCGCAACUCCCCCCCCCCCCCCCGACGGAUAUUCCGAUUCUGCUUCUAUUCCAUUUAGUUUCCUCUCAGAUGUAGGCGUACGUGGUCUCACACUGUGUUCUGGUCUUACGUAUGUAUCUGUGUUCUAUUUCGUUCGAGUUCUUUUUCCCCGGCAUGUCUCACUCUUUUUGUUUGUUCGUCCCUGUGUGUGUCCGCGCCGCCCCUGUCAAACCACUUGCCACUCCAUGCCGUAGUCUAAACGAGGAAUAGACUUUGAAGUUCUCUAGCCUCUAUGCCUACACCAUUGCAGCUAUGUUGUAUCUUAGCCUCCAUUCAGUUAGGACUUGACAGCUCAGUGCUCAGCUGUGCACCCCCCCCCCCCUUCCGACCCACUUCAUCGUUUUUCCUCUGCCAGCUCAGAAGACAUCCCAGGUCCCCUGCCCGUUGGCCUUCUGUUUUAGCAAUUGCUUAUCCCGCCUGUGUGUGUCUUGCGCCCUGUCACAUAUUUGUUAUCUUGCUGCUGGCUGUUCUUGUAAUUUAUCCGAAAGCCGCUUAGGUUUUUUUUGUCCGUGGGUAAUUGGCAGAUUCCUUACGAUUUGCAGUGUUCUCUGCUGCUCUUGUAUGCAAGUGGCUGUGAUGUUCA
Sycon ciliatum is the source of this 1999-nucleotide messenger RNA. RefSeq names its product adaptin ear-binding coat-associated protein 2-like. Gene Ontology annotation, biological process: endocytosis. Gene Ontology annotation, cellular component: membrane; clathrin vesicle coat. NCBI's taxonomy places the organism in Eukaryota, Metazoa, Porifera, Calcarea, Leucosolenida, Sycettidae. The record is from RefSeq and is a predicted model, not a curated record. Bases 301 to 1056 code for a protein of 251 amino acids. The transcript has 7 exons.